This is a messenger RNA of Camellia sinensis, 3011 nucleotides long. RefSeq names its product LEUNIG-like protein (gene LUH). Gene Ontology annotation, molecular function: transcription corepressor activity; protein binding. NCBI's taxonomy places the organism in Eukaryota, Viridiplantae, Streptophyta, Magnoliopsida, Ericales, Theaceae. The record is from RefSeq and is a predicted model, not a curated record.
UAUGCAGGGACAGGUACUUGUUUUCCGAACCUCAGGUUUUCGGACCUUCUGACAAUCUUCCCUGUUAAGUUCGCCCUCGCCGUGCCUACUGUUAUCUCUCUCUCUCUCCUCGCUUUAUCUCUCUACGCUUUUAUCGGUUGAAGCUGGGGCUUAGGGUUUGUGACGUGGAGAUCUUGUUUGGAUCGGCAAUGCAGGCCUUGAUCUAUUGGACUGGACUUGAUUGGGGACAAGCAUAGUGAUUGGUUUCUAGCUUUGUAAUUGUUGGUGAUUGCACCAAAUCAUGGCGCAGAGUAAUUGGGAAGCUGAUAAGAUGCUUGAUGUUUACAUUCAUGACUAUUUGUUGAAAAGAAAAUUGCAUAAUUCUGCAAAAGCUUUCAUGACUGAAGGGAAAGUCGCCACUGAUCCAGUAGCUAUUGAUGCACCUGGGGGAUUUCUUUUCGAAUGGUGGUCUGUCUUUUGGGAUAUAUUCAUUGCAAGAACAAAUGAGAAACAUUCUGAACCUGCAGCAGCUUACAUAGAGACACAACAAAUGAAAGCAAGAGAGCACCAACAACUGCAAAUGCAGCAGUUGCAACUCCUCCAACAGCGUAAUGCUCAGUUGCAACGAAGGGACCCUAAUCAUCCUCCGCUUGGUGGUCCUAUCAAUGCUAUGAACUCCGAAGGAAUGAUGGGCCAGCCAUCAGCCAGUGUUUUGGCUAUGAAAAUGUAUGAAGAACGAAUGAAACACCCGCAUUCAAUGGAUUCAGAGACUUCUCCAGCUAUUAUUGAUGCCAAUAGGAUGGCCCUUCUCAAGUCAGCAACCAAUCAUCAAGGCCAGUUGGCACAAGGCAAUUCUGGCUUGUCUGUGGGUUUGCAGCAAAUUCAGGGACGAACUCCACUGACCACUGACAUCAAACAAGAAGUUAAUUUGGGCACACCUCAGAAGUCUUUGCCAAUGGAUCCUUCAUCGAUAUAUGGACAAGCAAUUUUACAACCAAAGUCUGGACUUGGUGGUGCAGGAUUAAAUCAAGGUGUCACUGGUCUUCCAUUGAAGGGUUGGCCUCUAACUGGGAUUGACCAGUUACGACCAAGUUUAGGUUUACAAGUACAAAAGCCCAAUCUACAGACCCAAAACCAGUUUCUUUUGGCAUCACCGCAACAGCAGGUCUUAGCACAAGGCAACCUUGGAAGUUCACCUAACUUUGGUUUUUCUGGUUUGCCAAGGGGUAGCUUGAACGUUAAAGAUGGUCAACCCACAAGAAAUGAUGGAUCUAUAUGCUCUCCCGCACAAUCAAAUUCACCGAAGAUGAAGAUGGCUCAGAUGCAACAGUCUUCUUCUCAACAACAGGAUCAGAUGCAGCAGCAGCAACUGCAACAGAAUAAUCGAAAAAGGAAACAACACUCUUCUUCUGGACCUGCCAACAGCACAGGUACAGGAAAUACAGUUGGCCCCUCACCAAACUCUCCACCAUCAACUCACACACCGGGUGAUGGAAUUACUACCGCAACUAGUCUGCAGCAUGUCAACAGUGUGUCAAAAAGCUUGAUGAUGUAUGGGUCAGACGGAGCAGGAGGUCUUGCGUCGUCUACAAAUCAGUUGGAAGACAUAGAACAUUUUGGAGAUGUCGGUUCUCUGGAUGAUAAUAUGGAUUCAUUUCUGUCGCAUGAUGGAGGAGAGGGAAGAGAUCUGUAUGGCACCUUAAAACCAGGUCUUACUGAGCAUAAAACAGAGUCUUCUAAGGGUUUUUCCUUUGGUGAAGUUGGUUGUAUAAGGACAAGGAAUAAAGUUACCUGCUGUCAUUUUUCUUCAGAUGGGAAGUUGCUAGCUAGUGCUGGACAUGACAAGAAGGUUGUCCUCUGGAGUAUGGAUACACUGAAAACAGAAACCACACCGGAAGAACACCAAUAUUUGAUUACAGAUGUACGUUUUAGGCCAAAUUCGUCUCAGCUAGCAACAGCGUCAUUUGACAAGUCUGUGCGAUUGUGGGAUGCGGCUAAUCCAAGUUAUUGUUUAAAUGCGUACACCGGGCACCCUAAUCAUGUUAUAUCCCUGGAUUUCCAUCCCAAGAAGAACGAUCUUUUCUGUUUUUGCGAUAGUAACAAUGAAAUUCGCUAUUGGAAUAUCAAUCCAUUCACUUGCGCUCGUGUUUCUAAGCAAGGAGGCAGUGCUCAGGUGAGAUUUCAACCAAUAAGUGGACAUGUACUGGCAGCAGCAUCAGAUAAGGUGGUGUCCAUCUUUGAUGUCGAAACUGAUAGACAAACUCACGCAUUCCAGGGGCACUCUGGAGUGGUAAACUACCUGUGCUGGGAUCUUAACGGAGACUAUUUGGCAUCUGUCAGUGAGGAAUCCGUGAAAGUUUGGUCGUUAACCUCAAGGGAGUGCAUUCAUGAGCUUAGCUCCAAUGGGAGUCAGUUCCAUUCUUGUGUUUUUCAUCCAAGUUAUUCAGCUCUCUUGGUGAUUGGUGGAAUGCGGUCUUUGGAGCUCUGGAACAUGGCCGAUAAUAAGAGCAUGACAAUCUCAGGUCACGACAAUAUAAUUGCAGCUUUAGCACAGUCACCUGUUACAGGAAUGGUUGCCUCUGCAAGUCAUGACAGCUCCGUGAAGUUAUGGAAAUAAGUUUAAACUACACUUAAUUGGAGCUGCCUGCCUUAAUCCCACUGAUAUAGAACCUGGGAAAAGACUCAGCAGGGUGUUGCCAACUGUUGGAUGUAAGUUUUCUAUGCAUUAUUGUAAGAAAUGUGUUGUUUCUUGUAAUUUAAGACACAUUUCAAAUUAGUGCUUUUUUAUUUGUUUAAAGCUGGUGAGAAUCUAAACACAGGGAGCAGACAGAUGAUAGAUUGUUUGGUGGGAAGGUGAGGGAGAAGAGUGUAUGUAUGUUCUUCAAUAUUUUGAUUGUUCUGUGAUAAAAAUGACCCCAUGGUGGUUAUAGAAAGCACAGUCCAUCUCUUGUAAACACUUGGUGGUUGGACUUUAUUGACGAUUCUCAUGGUCUUUAAUUCAAGGCACAAUUAGCACAAUGCCAGAUUAAAAA